Phycodurus eques (leafy seadragon) is the source of this 1548-nucleotide messenger RNA. RefSeq lists its product as uncharacterized. Bases 164 to 835 code for a protein of 223 amino acids. The transcript is spliced from 9 exons. The record is from RefSeq and is a predicted model, not a curated record. Lineage: Eukaryota; Metazoa; Chordata; Actinopteri; Syngnathiformes; Syngnathidae.
CUUACGUUGAAACUAAUAGCUACUUAUUUGUACUAAAUAUAGAAUUCCAAAAAUGAUCGUUCUUAGCAGAGUUACUACUUGCAAGACCCAAACAAUAUUUUAUCUAAUUGAUAAAUGACAAUCUCUGAUCAAGAUCUGUAGUUGCUACUGGAUUUGAAUCAAAAUGCAUCCGAUCAGGCCGGAAUGCCAUCCUAGGCCAAUGCUACCCACUUUCCCUGUGGGAUCUCGUUUUUCACAGCCAGCUGCAAUGAUGACGGGCCCCAACAUGUACAAUGUACAACAGCAAAUCAGACCACCGGUACACCUCAAUAGCUUUCAUAAUCAUAAUCAGCAACAACUGUCGCAUCAAUGGCCUGUGCAAAACAUCCUCGGCCCACAUCCUCAACAAAUGAUGAGGGCGCCAUCAGGGAUGAUGAUGACACCUGGGGCCCCUCAGAUGGUACCUGUUGGAUUUAUGAAUGGAGAAAUUUUGUUUGAGCAGGUACAUCCUUUGAUGUCUGCAGCUCCUCCCCAAAACCUCUUCACAACAAUUAAUACGAGGAAGACUGAACACGUGCGGGAGCGGCCAUACAUAAAGAAGCCACCAAAUGCCUUUAUGUUGUUCGCAAAUAAGUACAGAGAAGUGGUCACCAUGCAAUUGGAAAAGAGAGACAGUGCAUCUGUUCAUGUGGCCCUUGGAAAAAUGAGCAGAUGUUCUGGAUCCUGGACAGAAACUACAAGAUGGUUCCAAAGGACAGGAGCCCAAUAUCUGAAGGAUUAUACUUUAAAGAUUCUAGGAACUCCAAUGGAAGUUGCUACCGCAGGCAGACAGGGACAAAUAUUACGAAGAAGCUGAUGCUCAGAAACGACGACAUGCUCAGCUGUAUCCUCGCUGGUCCACCUGUGAAAACUAUGGGAAACGCAGGAAGCGGCGGAAAAGUAAAGUUCACGCCAGUGUUUCAAAAGAUACACCAGAUACUGAAGGUCCUCACACCAAUAGUAUGUGCCUUUCAACAGUACAGAAAGACAUAAUGGUAUAUGAAGAAUUGGACUCUUCUUCAGAAACAAUGCAUUACAACUCCCAGCCUCCUUCUGCACUCGAGUCAGAAGAGUCUGUGGAAGCACUAAUUGAGGAAAAGAAAUUCACGCAGAUGCCGUGUGUCAAAAAUGAACUUUCAAUUACUCCAGAUGCACAGACUCAGGGAGAAACGCUUGAGAAUGACCACACACUGAAUCUCCUAGAUUGUAUGCUACUUUCGCCUGCUUCUCAGAUUGAGCUUCAGAGUGUUGAAGAUGGGUUCCAAUUGUUACUGGAGCAUUUUGAGCCUCAAGGGCUCCCGUUACAUACAGAGGCUGAGGAGUACACAAAGCCUAUGAGUUUAGGGGAAUCACAGCAGCUAAUCAUCAAGUUGUUUGAAGGUCCUGCGCUGACAGGGAAUCUAAAGGUAGAGACUCAUUUGGACCUGGCUGUGCAGGGUCACACAGUAACAGCAGGCCCCUCUAAGCCUCCGAAUAAACCGAUCCAAUUAGCACUGGAGCACCUUGAGACAACAUCUUCCAUUGCUGAGA